UCUUGAAAGACAGAUUGAUGCUUUAACACAAAAAAACAUUCGAUUGGAACAUGAAAAAUUCGAGUUAAACUUGAGAGUUCAGCGCUUACUAACCCGUUUAGAAAAUAUUAGCAAAUUAACCGAUAACGACCACAGUGCUUUCCGUGAUAAAGAAGAAGCGUGUGCAUUUGCGCUAACGCCAAUGCAACCUAACAAAAAGUUAUCUAAAACGUCUGUUUCUAUUGAAAAGUAUAACUACCUUGCCUCUUUUUCGU
This is a messenger RNA of Cetraspora pellucida, 254 nucleotides long. Lineage: Eukaryota; Fungi; Glomeromycota; Glomeromycetes; Diversisporales; Gigasporaceae. The record is from the annotation of a GenBank genome assembly.